CUCCAGCCCCACUCCGAAGAUCCUAUCAAAUUCGUAUUUCCCACCCCCUCCUUCUCCCAUACCAACUCCCGCGGCAACAAGAGAUAAAGGAGAGGUGUCUCUCUCCAUCUUGGUUUCUAUUGCAGGGACAUGGAGAUGUGUUAUGAAGUUAUCUGCACCUUCCUUCUCCUGGCCCUUCUCGCCUAUCUCCUCACGAGAAACCACACGAGAAGACCCCAAGCAAAAGUGAAACUCCCGCCGGGUUCCAUGGGAUGGCCUUACAUAGGAGAGACCCUUCAGCUCUACUCGCAAGACCCUAAUAUCUUUUUUGCCACAAAACAGAAACGGUACGGGGAGAUCUUCAAAACCCAGGUGCUGGGUUACCCUUGUGUGAUGCUGGCCAGCCCGGAGGCCGCCAGGUUCGUCCUCGUGACCCAAGCCCACCUCUUCAAGCCCACGUACCCUCGGAGCAAGGAGCGGAUGAUCGGCCCGUGGGCUCUGUUCUUCCACCAAGGGGACUACCACAUGCGGCUGAGGAAGCUGGUGCAGAGCUCGCUAGCGCCGGAAAACCUCCGCGGCCUCGUCCCGGACAUCGAAGCCACCGUGAUCUCCAUGCUCGACUCGUGGGAUGGCCAUGUGGUGAAAACAUUUCAUGCAAUGAAGAAGUUCUCCUUUGAUGUGGGCAUCCUCACAAUUUUCGGUGGCCGACUAGAAGAACACUACAAACAAGAGUUGAAGAGGAACUACUUCAUCGUCGACAAGGGCUACAAUUCAUUCCCCAUUAACAUUCCUGGAACUCUAUUCCACAAAGCAAUUAAAGCCAGGAAACGGCUACGUCAGAUGCUGGGUGAGAUCAUGAGCGAGAGGAGGAAGAAAGGAGUGAUGGAGAAGGAUCUCUUAGGCUGCCUCAUGGACUCAUCAGGCGACAAAGAUGAGCACUUGAGUGAUGAUCAGAUCGCUGACAACAUCAUCGGUGUACUCUUUGCGGCGCAGGACACCACCGCCAGUGUCCUAACAUGGAUCUUGAAGUAUCUCCAUGACAACCCGAAGCUUCUCGAAGCCGUGAAGGCAGAGCAAAUGGGUAUACACGGGACCAACGGGUAUGGAAAGCAACCCUUGACAUGGACCCAGACCAGGGGCAUGGUCCUCACUCAUAGGAUUAUAUUGGAGAGUUUAAGAAUGGCAAGCAUCAUUUCUUUUACGUUUAGGGAGGCCGUGGUUGAUGUGGAGUACAAUGGGUACCUUAUCCCCAGGGGAUGGAAGGUGAUGCCUUUGUUCAGGAACAUACAUCAUAAUCCUGAAUUUUUCAGAGAUCCACAAAAGUUCGACCCUUCUAGAUUCAAGACUGCACCCAAACCCAAUACCUUUUGGCCAUUUGGAAACGGCGUUCACUCCUGUCCUGGCAAUGAGCUAGCCAAGCUUGAAAUAUUCAUCUUGAUCCACCAUCUGGUGGCCAAAUACAGGUGGGAAGUGGAGGGACCCCAAAGUGGGAUUGAGUAUAGCCCAUUUCUGGUCCCCAAGCAUGGUCUACCAGCCAAGUUGUGGAGAGCUUCGGUCAUAAGCAGCAGCGGCGCCGCCUAAUGGCAUCUGCCUGCACUUUAGAAAUCCGGCCAGGAGUGCGCAUUUUGCGCCACUUGACCUCACUAGAUGAAUCUCAGUGUCUAGAGCACCAAGUAGAGAGAGAGCCUCAAUUCCUAUCGCUUCUUGUGUAACAGAAUAUAUUAUAUUUAUGUUCGAUCAAGCGGAUCUCUAUCACUCUCGCAUGUCAUUUGGUCCCCCUUCCAACUAGUAAUUUGCAUUGCAAAUAUCCAUUUGGACAACGAAAUAACAUGUCAAUGUGAUAUCAUCCUCGA
Phoenix dactylifera (date palm) is the source of this 1832-nucleotide messenger RNA. RefSeq names its product abscisic acid 8'-hydroxylase 3-like. Gene Ontology annotation, molecular function: (+)-abscisic acid 8'-hydroxylase activity; heme binding; iron ion binding. NCBI's taxonomy places the organism in Eukaryota, Viridiplantae, Streptophyta, Magnoliopsida, Arecales, Arecaceae. The record is from RefSeq and is a predicted model, not a curated record. Gene Ontology annotation, biological process: sterol metabolic process.